CCGUCGAUGACACACCACCGAGCUGAGUUGUCGACUCUCUCUCUGCGCCACAAGAAGCUUCUAGAGGCAGCAGCCUGCCAUGACGUCCACCGUGACGACUCCCAGCCACCCGCUUGCCGCCGGGUGCCGCCGCUCGGCCGGGCCCACUGUGCUCUCCUUCAGAGGGCCACGGCGACGGGCGCCGUCCACUAGCUGCUCGGCGCUCGCGUCGCCCGAGAAACAUAGCGCGGCCAAGCUCCCUCUGCCGCCGCCGCCGCCGCAGGACACGGCAACGGCGUCGAGGACAGACUACAGCGAGGUGGCGGCCGCGCUGGAGAGCAUCUACAAGCUCAGCCCCGCCGUGGUCGAAGAGAAGCACGACGAGGACGACAAGGGCGACAAGGCCAAGAAGAAGAUGAAGGGCAGAGUGGGAAGGAGCACGGUGAUCGUGAGGAGCCGGAGGAGGCAGCGGGGGAGGAGGAUGGACCUGGGGAAGAGAGUGGAGAUGAAGAGCAGGGAGGGGGACGCCGGCGGCAAGCAGGAAGAGGAGCGGGAGUUCGAGGCGAUGCUGCUCAGGGAGCAUUCGGUGUCCACGGACAUGGGCAGCCUCGACUGGAAGCGCAUGAAGAUCCCGCCGGUUCUCAGCUCAGCCCAGAGCGCGCGCCUCUUCAAGACCAUGCAGCCCAUGAAGGCGAUCUUUGAAGUGCAAGAGAGCUUGCGGGACGAGCUGGAGAGGGAGCCGACCGACGCGGAGCUCGCGGGGGCCACGCACAUGACCGUGCAGCAGCUGCGGCGCCGCCUCGACGUCGGCCGUGCCGCCAGGAACAAGCUCAUCAAGCACAACCUCCGGCUGGUGUUGUACGCCAUCAACAAGUACUACCCGGACAUGGCCAACGACGAGAGGUUCGACGACCUCUGCCAGGCCGGCGCCAACGGCCUCAUCACCGCCAUCGACCGGUUCGAGCCGAAGCGCGGCUUCCGCAUUUCGACCUACGCUCUCUUCUGGAUCAGGCACUCCAUCGUCCGCGCAAUGACGCUCUCCAACUUCACACGGUUCCCCUUCGCCAUGGAAUCGGAGAGGCAGGAGAUAUACAAGGCCAGGGAGGAGCUGGCGUUCGAGCUCGGGAGGGCGCCCACGGACGAGGAGGUCGUCAAGAGGGUGGGGAUAUCUCCGGCGCGGUACCGCGACGUGCUGAGGAUGACGAAGCCGACCUACUCCCUGCACUCGCGGAACCGCGUGACGCAGGAGGAGCUCAUCAACGAGGUCACCGACGACGACGCCAUCGGGGUCGACGCCAGCAAGCACAACACGCUCCUCCGCCUAGCCAUCGAUGAUCUCCUGGACUCUCUGAAGCCCAAGGAGAACCUGGUGAUCAGGCAGCGGUUCGGGCUGGACGGCAGGGGGAAGCGCACGCUCAGCGAGAUCGCCGGCAACCUCAGCAUCUCGAGGGAGAUGGUCCGCAAGUACGAGCUCAAGGCCCUGAUGAAGCUCAAGCAUCCGACACGAGUGGACUACCUCCGCAGAUACAUGUGAGCUCAGCUGCCAAGUGUGCAUAGAUACGUAGUAGCAUGCAUGCUGGUGCAUAUACUACUAGCAUGUAGCAGUACUCUGCUGGUAGUACGACAACAGAACAGAGUUGCGUUACUCUGCUCUGCUGUAUAUAUGUGUGGCUAUCAUCUAUCUCCACUCUGCACUGCAUACUACAGAAAUCACUCCGUGUUAUACUUCUAGGCAUGUACAGAUACAGGAAUGAGCAUUAUCAAUUCGUGCGAGGUUGUAUUCCAGACCUUGCGUGUAAUUCUUAACAUACAGACAUGGCACAUGAAAUGA
This is a messenger RNA of Phragmites australis (common reed), 1810 nucleotides long. Its product is annotated as RNA polymerase sigma factor sigE, chloroplastic/mitochondrial-like. Lineage: Eukaryota; Viridiplantae; Streptophyta; Magnoliopsida; Poales; Poaceae. The transcript is spliced from 6 exons. The record is from RefSeq and is a predicted model, not a curated record. Gene Ontology annotation, molecular function: DNA-binding transcription factor activity. The coding region runs from base 80 to 1513 and encodes 477 amino acids. Gene Ontology annotation, biological process: regulation of DNA-templated transcription; DNA-templated transcription initiation.